Messenger RNA from Mandrillus leucophaeus (drill), 2931 nucleotides. It is a transcript of the gene ZNF219, whose product is annotated as zinc finger protein 219. Gene Ontology annotation, biological process: G protein-coupled receptor signaling pathway; regulation of DNA-templated transcription. Gene Ontology annotation, cellular component: membrane; nucleus. NCBI's taxonomy places the organism in Eukaryota, Metazoa, Chordata, Mammalia, Primates, Cercopithecidae. The coding region runs from base 288 to 2474 and encodes 728 amino acids. Gene Ontology annotation, molecular function: DNA-binding transcription factor activity, RNA polymerase II-specific; RNA polymerase II cis-regulatory region sequence-specific DNA binding; histamine receptor activity. The record is from RefSeq and is a predicted model, not a curated record. The transcript has 5 exons.
AUCAAGAACGGAAAGGACCGAAGAGUAACUUUAAUAAUGUUUCUUAUACGGCCGACAUUAACUAUCUCUAUAAUCGCCCCUCCUCCUCCCCCAAAAGAGAGACAGAAAUUGUAAGGGAGAGGCUUUGAGAUAAAACCCCAGGAAGAACUUCCCGAGUCUGUGCAUGUUGGGGCAGAAAGAGCGGCAGAGCCAACUCCUUCCCUGCUCCACAGCACCUGUUGCCUUCAUUAGCAGCUUUUCCUCCUCUUCCCUGCACUCCCCAGAACCAAAGAAUGUGAAGGGGGUCCAUGGAGGGCUCACGUCCCCGCGCCCCGAGCGGCCACUUAGCGCCGUCGCCGCCGGCUUUCGACGGCGAGCUGGAUUUGCAGCGAUACUCCAACGGGCCAGCCGUGAGUGCAGGGUCGCCCGGGAUGGGAGCGGUGAGCUGGUCUGAGAGUCGUGCAGGCGAACGGCGCUUCCCCUGCCCUGUAUGCGGGAAGCGCUUCCGCUUCAACUCUAUCCUGGCUUUGCACCUGCGGGCGCACCCAGGCGCCCAGGCCUUCCAGUGCCCACACUGCGGCCACCGCGCGGCGCAGCGGGCUCUGCUGCGCUCGCACCUGCGCACACACCAGCCCGAGCGCCCACGUAGUCCUGCUGCACGCCUGUUGCUGGAGUUGGAAGAGCGCGCGCUACUACGCGAAGCUCGACUGGGGAGAGCCCGAAGCUCAGGGGGCAUGCAGGCCACCGCUGCCACUGAGGGCUUGGCGCGGCCCCAGGCUCCUUCAUCGUCCGCCUUCCGUUGCCCCUACUGCAAAGGCAAGUUUCGCACCUCGGCGGAGCGCGAACGCCACCUGCACAUCCUGCACAGGCCCUGGAAGUGCGGCCUGUGCAGUUUCGGCUCCAGCCAGGAGGAGGAGCUGCUGCACCACAGCCUGACGGCCCACGGGGCUCCCGAGCGCCCCCUGGCGGCCACCACCGCUGCGCCUCAGCCUCAGCCUCAGCCUCAGCCUCAGCCUCAGCCUCAGCCUCAGCCUCCACCCCAGCCCGAAACUAGAUCAGUCCCGGAGCCGGAGCCCGAGCCCGAACGUGAGGCAACCCCGACCCCAGCUCCUGUCGCUCCCGAGGAGCCCCCAGCACCUCCGGAGUUCCGCUGCCAAGUGUGCGGCCAGAGCUUUACACAGUCUUGGUUUCUCAAGGGCCACAUGCGUAAGCACAAGGCCUCCUUCGAUCAUGCGUGUCCGGUGUGCGGCCGCUGCUUCAAGGAGCCCUGGUUCCUUAAGAACCACAUGAAGGUGCACGCCAGCAAGCUGGGCCCACUGCGUGCCCCGGGGCCUGGCUCCGGGCCUGCCCGGGCCCCGCAGCCUCCUGACCUCGGCCUGCUGGCCUAUGAGCCGUUGGGCCCAGCGCUCCUCUUGGCCCCGGCGCCCACCCCGGCCGAGCGCCGUGAGCCCCCGAGCCUCUUGGGCUACCUGAGCCUGCGGGCUGGCGAGGGCCGGCCCAACGGCGAGGGUGCUGAGCCCGGGCCCGGCCGCAGCUUCGGAGGCUUCCGCCCGCUGUCCUCUGCUCUCCCGGCCCGGGCUCGCCGGCACCGUGCGGAGGAGCCGGAGGAAGAAGAGGAGGUGGUGGAGGCCGAGGAGGAGACCUGGGCCCGGGGCAGGUCGCUGGGCCCUCUGGCUUCCCUGCAUCCGCGUCCGGGUGAGGGACCGGGGCACUCUGCCCCUUCUGCUGGGGCCCCGGCAAGAUCGACCACCACGCAGGAAGAGAAUGGGCUGUUGGUUGGAGGGACCCGGCCUGAAGGGGGCCGGGGCGCCACCGGCAAGGAUUGUCCCUUCUGCGGAAAAUCUUUCCGCUCAGCACAUCACCUCAAAGUGCAUCUGCGAGUGCACACAGGCGAGCGGCCCUACAAGUGUCCGCACUGUGACUACGCGGGCACCCAGUCCGGCUCGCUCAAGUAUCAUCUACAGCGCCACCACCGGGAGCAGAGGAGCGGGGCCGGCCCCGGGCCACCCCCGGAACCACCGCCUCCUUCCCAGCGGGGUUCAGCCCCGCAAUCUGGAGCCAAGCCGUCUCCACAGCCUGCGACCUGGGUGGAGGGUGCCUCAAGCCCCCGGCCUCCUUCUAGCGGUGCUGGGCCGGGGUCCCGUCGGAAGCCCGCCAGCCCUGGGAGGACCCUGCGCAACGGGCGAGGUGGUGAGGCCGAACCCCUGGACCUGUCCUUGCGGGCAGGGCCGGGAGGCGAGGCCGGGCCGGGGGGUGCCCUCCACCGCUGCCUCUUCUGCCCUUUCGCCACUGGAGCCCCAGAGCUCAUGGCCUUGCACCUUCAAGUGCACCACAGCCGCCGGGCUAGGGGCCGCCGGCCACCCCAGGCUGACGCGUCCUCGCCCUAUGCCCGAGUACCAUCAGGAGAGACCCCUCCCAGUCCUUCGCAGGAAGGGGAGGAGGGCUCCGGGCUGUCCAGACCCGGAGAGGCAGGGCUAGGGGGGCAAGAACGGUAGUGAGCCCUCAGGGGCGAUUAGCUUAGUGAGCUUACCCCGCCGGAGCGGGGGAGCGCUAGAGGUAGUUGGGUAGAGAAGCCAGCAGGGGGCAGCGUGGGACCCAUAUCCCAGCCCCAGGCGGACCAGAGGUGGAAGGGGCGGCGGGCGUAGGAGGGUGGGCUGGCGGUACCCACCCAGCCCAAGGGAGUCACAGUGCCUUAGAAGUGGCAGAGGUGAGGGUCAAAGAACGGGGUCCCUGGGCUGGCAGAGAGGGUUUGUGUCCCUGUUGAGGAGCCACUCUGCCAGUCUUUGCUGGUCCAUAGGCGUGAGAGUUUAUUUUUGUACAAGGGGUGAGGGUGGGGAGCACUGUACCCUUCUAGCCCCAUCAGGGGCUCUGUAGACGUCGCUAUUUUUGGUACGAUUCCUGUCAUCCCUGUUGCAGAGUCGUGUCCCCAAUAAACAGGUGUCGUGAGGCACA